Molecule: messenger RNA, 7276 nt
Organism: Scatophagus argus
Lineage: Eukaryota; Metazoa; Chordata; Actinopteri; Scatophagidae
Gene: nup210
Product: nucleoporin 210
Exons: 40
Coding region: 490-6135 (1881 amino acids)
Cellular component (GO): nuclear pore
Source: RefSeq, a predicted model, not a curated record
CUGCUGCCCGCCUCGCGCAUGACGUAACUCUACUCCCGGCAUGCACGCUGGAAGUGUAAUUAUUACUAAUGGCGGGUAUUUGUACGAUGUACUCUUAUUUUAGGCUAUCGUUUGCUAACUGUAUACAGUAAUAUGAAACGGGGGGGUUCACAUUAACAGCCGCUGUGUGUUUCGAAGUAUCUUCGAGGUUAAACAAAGCGAAGAGCCUGUAUUAGAGCACUAGGGCACAUUGUAACCUGUUAUCAUGUGGUUGUUGCCCGUUAACAAGUGACACAAACUGAAACUGAGCAGGACGGUAGCGUGUGUUUGUAAGUUAAGAAAUAGCUUGGCCAGCGAUGCUAGCUCACCUUCUCGUCUGUCUGUCUCAGAGCCACAGCUCCUAAACUAUUGCACAAGCAGCUAACUUAAUGGGAAGUUUGCUUGGUGGCUUUCAUUCAUUCGACCUCAGGUUUCGCUGCCUAUAAAUCUCUACGAUCUUAUGAAGCGGAAAUGGUUUCCUCCAAGUUAUCAGUGUUGGUGUUUUUAGUAACUGUGAUUAACGUUAACUGUACCUCGAAACUAAAUAUUCCCAAAGUGUUGCUACCGCUUGCUAGAAGUACAAAAAUCAACUUUACAUUGGAAACUACUGAAGGUUGCUACAGAUGGUCUUCCACCAGACCAGAGGUAGCAAGCAUCCAGGCUGUGGAUGAAGAAAGCAGCAGAGGCUGCUCCCGGAAAGCAGUUCUCCAGGCUCUCUCCACCCAGCCCUCCAGACUCACCAGCAUCAUUCUUGCCGAAGAUGUUGUUACAGGACAGGUAUUGCGUUGUGACGCCAUUGUUGACAUCAUUAAUGAGAUCCAGAUAGUGUCGACCACCAGAGAGCUACAUCUGGAGGACUCACCACUGGCACUCAAAAUUCAUGCACUGGACUCUGAAGGCAACACCUUCAGCACCCUUGCAGGUCUAGUGUUUGACUGGACCUUAGUGAAAGAUGUAGAUGUGAAUGGAUUCUCUGACUCUUACAAUUCAUUACGGGUACUUAAGUUCUCAGAGUCCACAUACACACCCCCUGGAUAUAUAUCUGAGAUGGAACGUGUUGGGAAACAGGGUGAUAUUAUUUUGGUGUCGGGACUGAAAACGGGACAUGCUAAGUUGAAAGCCAAAAUACAAGAGCCAUUGUAUAAGGAUGUGGGUGCAGCAGAGGUGAGGCUGCUGAUUUUAGAGAACAUCAUGCUGAGUCCUGCGCAUGAUGUCUACUUGCUGGCGGGAACUUCCAUUCGAUACAAAGUCCUGAAGAUAAGGCAGGGCACAAUCACAGAGCUCUCUAUGCCUUGUGAUCAGUAUGAGCUGCACCUUCAGAACAGCGUGGUUGGCCCCAGUGGAAACUCGGAUGUUGCUGUGGCCAGUCUGGAUCAAAGCACCUCCACAGUUACAGCAGUGCAACUGGGACACAUCAAUGUUGUACUGGAUCAUAAGAGCCUUCGAAUGCAAGGAGUGUCUCGCCUGCCCAACAGCACUCUGUAUGUGGUUGAACCAGGCUACUUAGCUUUUAAAAUUCAUCCAGGAGAAAGCUGGGUUCUCGAAACAGGCAGAGUGUACGAUAUCCUCAUUGAAGUAUUUGAUAAAUCUGGCAAAAAAAUUUACCUCUCUGAUAAUGUCCGUAUUGAUACUGGUUUCCCCGCGGAGUACUUUGAGCUCCAGGAGUCUUCUCUGAAUGGAUCAUAUCAUCGUGUCAAAGCGCUCAAGGAAGGCCUAACUCUCAUUGAUGCUACCCUGAGUGCUGUUGUGGAUGAAACUGGAACCGUCCAUGCACUUGCCAACCCAGUCCACAACGAACAGGAUGUAGAAAUAUAUAACCCUAUAGUUCUUAGUCCCAGUAUUCUCACAUUUCCAUGGCAGCCCAAGGUCGGAGCUUAUCAGUACACAAUAAAGGUGACAGGAGGGAGUGGAAACUUCAGCUGGUCUUCCUCCAAUACAGCUGUCGCCACAGUGACCGUGAAGGGAGUGAUGACAACAGUCAGUGACAUCGGCGUCAGCGAAAUUUAUGCUCACGAUCUUCGCAACCCACUACACUUUGGCCAGAUGAAGGUGUAUGUGGUUGAGCCUGUGGCCAUGGACUUUGCUCCAUGCCCAGUGGAGGCAAGAGUGGGCUUGGUUCUAGAUCUGCCCCUCAGGAUUUUUGGCCUGCUGGAGGAGGUGGAGAAAGAGCGGGUCAUGUUGAGUGACUGCUCCCAGUUUGACCUGCAGGUUGAGGAGGAGAACCAUGGCGUCUUCCAGCUACUGGAAGAGAGGCUGGUUCCCGGCCACAACCACUGCAGUGGCGUGAAAGCCAAGGCCCUGGCUUCUGGUUACACUGUGCUUACUGUCAGCUACACCCAUGGCAACCUUCACCUUAGUGCCAAGAUCACCAUUGCUGCCUAUCUUCCUCUCAGAGCGAUCGACCCUGUAUCGGUGGCAGUGGUGACUCUGGGAUCAUCUAAAGACAUGCUGUUUGAAGGUGGGCCACGACCUUGGGUUUUAGAGCCCUCAAAGUUCUUCUGCAACUUCAGAGCUGAGGAUGAAGCCAGUGUGAGCCUUACUCUGACCAGUCCCUCAUCUCACAACUACAAUCAGCUCUGGGUCAGAGCAACCUGCAGGGCCCUGGGAGAGCAGGUGCUGGAGGUGAUGGUGGGGAAUGAGGCCAGUGUGACCAAUCCGUACCCUGCUCUGGAGCUGACAGUGGUCAAGUUUGUAUGUGCCCCACCUUCUCGCCUCACCCUGGUUCCGGUGUAUAGCAGCCCACAGCUGGACCUCACCUGCCCACUGCUGCAGCAGAACAAACAAGUGGUACCUGUUUCAAAUUACCGCAACCCAAUUUUGGACUUGGCCGCUUUUGAUCAACAAGGAAGGAAGUUUGACAACUUCAGUUCGCUGAGCGUCUUGUGGGAAUCGAGCAGGGUGCCUGUGGCCAGCAUUGAACCUACUAUGCCUAUGGAGCUGCUGCUGUUCAAGGACGCCAACAAACAGAUGAAACUUCACGGACGCCGGGCAGUCCUUGUCCAUCAUCAGACAGGCAUUGCUGCCAUCACAGUGACAGCUCUGGGUUACCAGGUUUCACACCUGGCAGCUGCACAAGUUCCCAGUCCAUAUGAUCCCCUGAUCCCUGUUUCAGCCACUCUGGAGCUCCUGUUGGUUGAAGAUGUGAAGAUUUCUCCUGAUAUAGUGACCAUAUACAACCACCCAGAUGUGCGGGCGAACUUGGCCCUGCAAGAAGGUUCGGGUUAUUUUUAUGUAAAUACCAGUGUUAAAGGGAUAGUGGACGUGGUAUUCCAGGAGGCCCAAAGAACUGUUCAGGUUUCUCCCGUUCACCCGGGGGAGGUAAAGGUGAUGGUUCACGACCUUUGUCUGGCAUUUCAAGCACCUGCCACGGCCACAGUACACGUUUCUGACAUCCUGGAGGUUUAUGUGCGCGUGGUUGACAAGGUGGAGAUUGGCAAAUCUGUGAGAGCUUAUGUCAGAGUCUUGGAUUCUAAUAAGAAGCCCUUCCCAGCCAUCAAUUUCCAAUUCAUGCACCUCAAACUUACAGCAGCUUCAGCUAUAGUUGCUCUGAAACCAUUAGGGGAGUUCACAGAAAAUGAUACUGCUGUUUUCCUGGUGAAAGGUGUUUCUAUUGGUCAGACCACUGUGUCAGCUGUUGUUGUGGAUAAAGAUGGUAGAAAAAUUACAUCUGCACCCCAGCAAAUUGAGGUAUUUCCACCGUUCAAACUCAUCCCAAGGAAAAUGACACUGUUAAUUGGAGCAAUGAUGCAGAUCACAUCUGAGGGUGGCCCUCAGCCUCAGUCCAAUAUCCUGUUCUCUAUUUCCAAUGAGAAAAUAGCUUCUGUGAAUGGCAUGGGCCAUGUCAGGGGGGUCACCAUUGGUAAUGUCACAGUGACUGGAUUGGUCCAAGCUGUUGAUGCCGAGACUGGAAAGCUAGUUGUUAUUUCUCAGGAUCAAGUAGAAGUUGAGGUUGUGCGAUUGACGGCCAUUCGAAUCAGAGCACCUAUCACAAGAAUGAAGACAGGAGCACAGAUGCCCGUAUAUGUAAUGGGUCUGACCAACAGUCAAACACCCUUUUCUUUCGGCAAUGCUUCACCGUCCCUCACCUUCCACUGGUACACCACUAAGAGAGACGUUCUGGAUGUUCAGCCAAGACACACUGAGGCUAAUUUGGAGCUACAGUCAGAGCACAACUUUGGCAUGAGGGUGACCGGAAGAACGAGAGGACGGACAGGGCUGAAGGUGGUGCUCAGAGUCACUGACCCAGAUGCCGGGCAGCUCGUGGGGAAUCUGCAGGAGCUCACAGAUGAGAUUCAGAUCCAGGUCUAUGACAAGCUGCACAUGCUUAAUCCUGAAGUAAAGGCUGAGGAGUUACUGAUGGCUCCAAACUCAGCUCUCAAACUCCAGACUAACAGAGAUGGUGUGAGUGCGCUGUCUUACCGGAUGCUGGAUUCCCCUGACCAGGUUGUUAUAGCUCAAGUAGAUGAUAAGGGCUUUGUCUUCUCUGGCUCUCUCACUGGCACCUCCUCUCUGCUGAUCACUUCGCAAGAGACCUUUGGUGUCAAUCAAACUCUCAUCCUUGCUGUGAAGGUAGUGCCUGUGUCCUAUGUGCGCUUCAGUACCAGUCCGGUGCUCUACACACACACCAGAGAGGACCUAAAAGCCUUCCCACUCGGCAUAGUGCUCACCUUCACUGUCCACUUUCAUGCCAGCACUGGGGAGGCCCUCCACAGCUCAAAUUCCCACCUUACAUUUUCCACAAACAGAGAUGACCUGGUGCACGUGGGGAUCGGGCCUGGUAACCACACUCUGACAGUGAGGACCAUCAAUGUGGGCCUCACUCUCCUUGCCGUGUGGGACAGUGGAAACGUGGGUGUGGCGGACUACGUUCCGAUACCCGUUGAACGUGCCAUCCACCCUCAAGAGGCCCAGAAACUGGUGGUGGGGGAUGUGGUCUGUUUCACUGCUCAGUUAACCAGCCCAGAUGGCGGUCUUGGUACUUGGAGCUCCUCGGCUGAUGGCGUUCUGCAGGUGGACCCUAAAAGUGGCGCAGCAGUAGCAAGAGACUCUGGGACUGCUACUGUGUACUACGAGAUACGUGGUGUUUUGAAAACGUACACGGAGGUAGUAGUAGAACCAAGCAGAAGGACUGCAGUUGUGUCACAGGCUACAUCCGUCAGGAGCGGCAAGGAAACGAAGGUCCUGCUCACCACCAGAGAGAGUGGAACCAACCUCAUCGGAACCUGUUCCUAUGCUCAGGCUGAAGUUAUUUCUCAGCUGCAGCCAGAAACCUCCGUCAGCUGCCAUCUCAGCUUCACCAGUGAUGCUAUUGACUUCUCUGCUAAUGAUGUCUUCAAAACACACACCAGUUUUGACUCCAGCAUUGGUCUCUACACAUGUUCCAUGACCUUGCAGCCAAUGACUGACCAACAGACCCGUGUGCUCAGCAAGUCCAUGACCAACCUGCUGGUGAAGGCAGUCCUGGAGGGCAGUGACUUCUCUGGGGAGCAAGUCGGUGCCGUUCUGCCCAUAGAGCCAGGACUCUACUCUGACCAGACUGAGUUGCUGCUCUCAAACCUGCACCCAUCAGCUGAGCUCACUGUCUACGGCCCAGCUGUGGCCCUGUCCAAUCUGGAGGUGGUGUCUACUUCUCCCAGCAUUGCUGUCCAGGAGAAGGAGGCACAACAUGGCUUCUCAAAGUACACCAUCAGCGCUGUGGACCCUCAGGCUGCAGUCUCUGCUUCUGUUUCCAUAAGCAGCACUUCCUGCGCGCAGACUCUCGUCAUCCCUGUCACUUUGAUUCACGUGGCUGAUCACAGUGCUGCCGUGCAAGCUGCUGCUCCAGAUGUUAACAGGGAGGGGGGCCACUCCCUGCACACAUUCAUAAACUCCUACCAGAUGAUGUUCUUCACCGUGUUCGCUCUGCUGGCCGGUACAGCUGUCAUCAUCAUCGUUCUCCACAAUGUGUUCACUCCCAGCAGACAAACUUAUCAUCCUGCAUUCACCCAGAGGACGCCACCACCACCCACGUCAGGUUACAUCUCACCAGACACAAAUUCCUUCACGCCCAGAAUACCGAGGAUGGACCCAAACAGCAGCCCCAGGUCACAUCUGUAUUCUCCAGGCUACAAGUCCUGAUGAAGCGCUCUGUGUGGCCUCUAUCCUACGAAAGAACACCACAGGCCAUUAAUGAGUGUUGAAUGUACGGCUGUCCUUCAGUAUGAAUGAUGUUGGAUGUGACUGCAAAAAUCACUCAGUUUCAUUCAAUUGUCUUUACAUGUGAGUACAAAUGCUUAAAAGCAAACAGAAUAGCAGAUCAGUUAAGAACUGCAAAUUGAUUAACAGCGCUGUGUCCUUUGUGUGUAUAUCUUUGUGUGUGGGAACAGUUUAUAUAUAUGUGUGUGAGUGUGUCAUCCUGUGGUUUGCUAAGGACAUCAUUUUUAUACACAACCACUCUGUUAUGAACUGGCAUCUUUUAUUAGGAAUGCUUAAAAAGCCAGAUGCCUAGUUUUUGCUUAAAUUGUUAAAGGUUGUUUUUUCGUUUGCCUUUCUCUUGUGUGCUACUUAUCAUAAUUAACAUGUGACAUUUAAUAACUCAGGAUGAAUCUCAUUCUUUUACGACAAAAAGCAAACGUUUGUAGCCUUUUUGUGAAAAUGCUGUCCACUGAAAACGCUCGUGAAGAACCCUUCAAAUGUGCAUAAUCCUGACUGCGAAAACGUUCAUUUAUUUCUGUUUUGGGGCAUUUUGGGAAAAUGUAACUUUUCCAUUAUUUAACACCACUGAGUUUUUGAGCCAUAAUUCAUAAUUCAACUGUCUAAUUCCUAAAUGUGAAACCGUUAAGGAAUGUCAACCGUCAUUCAGUUUUUUUUUUUCGUCCCAGCGUGGCUUCGAAGCAAAAAGCUAUCAAAUGUGACCUGUUCUCAUUUCUGAAAAUCGUAAUGUUUUCUGUCUGUUUGCUCCUGACCACAUUUCCAGGAAGAGAUUACUGUAGCACUGUGGAAUUGCUGGGACAUUGUUUUAAAUGAGAUAUUUUUGUAUUUGAGAAAAAAAAAAUUGUUGACAAGGAAUCAUAUUUAUGUUAGCUAGUGAAAUUCAGUUCUGUAAGAGGUGUGUGUAUGAUGAUCAGAUGGUUUCAGUGUUGUUCUUUCAUUUAAGAUUCAGUCAUGCCUUACAGUCGUAUCUAAACAGCUUUCAGCACAUAAUAAAAACCACGAGUUUGUUUGCUUGUGUGAAUAUGCGCUUGCCUUUGCUAAUUAAAAUUUUUACUUCUCGCACUUA